CCUCCCUGUGCCGAGGAAUGUGAGACGCCCUUUAGAUUUUCCUUGUCGGAGACUUUUUACUUUCAUUUCUCUCUUCUGCUGUCAGCGAUGGCGUCUGCUGAUCUGAGACAGGAGCUGGACUGUUCCAUCUGUCUGACCACAUAUACAGAUCCUGUAAACCUGAGAUGUGGUCACAACUUCUGCCGGGUCUGUAUUGAUCGUGUGUUGGAUACACAGGGGGGGUCUGGAGGAUAUUCCUGUCCUGAGUGCAGAGAAGAGUUCCGGGAUCGGCCUGUACUGCACAGGAACAUAACACUACGUAACAUAGUGGAGACUUUCCGAUCUACUCAGCUGGAAGAAGGGAAGACUGGAAUCUUCUGUACUUACUGUAUUCACUCUCCUGUACCUGCUGUUAGAUCCUGUCUGCAUUGUGAAGCUUCUCUGUGUGAUAAUCACCUGAGAGUCCACAGCAAGUCACCAGAACAUGUCCUAACCGAUCCCACCACUUCCAUGGAGAACAGAAAAUGCUCCAUUCAUAGGAAACUUCUUGAAUAUUACUGCACUGAGGACUCUGCCUGUAUCUGUGUGUCCUGCAGGCUGGAUGGAGAACACCGGGGACACAAGGUGGAGACUCUGGAUGAGGCCUCUGAGAAUAAAAAACAGAAACUGAGACAUGUUCUGCAGAAACUGAUGACAGAGAGAGAGGAGACGGAGAAAAGAGUCCAGAGUCUGCAGGAUCGCAGGAGAAAAGUACAAGAAAAAUCAGCCGGUCUAACAGAGAGAGUCACUGCCCUGUUCAUAGAGCUCAGGAGACAUCUGGAGGACCUGGAGAAGAGAGUCCGGAGGAACAUCUCCAGCCAGGAAGAGCGGAUCUCAUUGUCUGAUCUGAUCCAUCAGCUGGAAAUAAAGAAGGAGGAUCUGUCCAGGAAGAUGGAGGACAUUGAGGAGCUGUGUAACAUGACUGACCCACUGACUGUCCUACAGGAAUCAGACACAGGGGACUUGUGUGAUACUGAGGAGGGAGAUAAUGAGGACAGAGAGAGACAUGAUAGACUCCUCCAUGAUGGAGGGGAUCUGGAUGUGUCUGGAAUCUCACACACAUUACACACAGGGUUAUCUGAUAUGAUAAAAGAGGUAAAUGUAUUCUUCUAUAUACAGGAAGCUUCAGACAUAUUACUGGAUGUGAACACAGCUUAUAAUUAUCUACAGAUAUCAGAUGACAUGAAAACUGUAUCCUGGUCAGAUAUAAAGCAGAAUCGUCCAGAAACACCGGAGAGAUUUCAGUCCUGUGUCCAGGUAUUAAGCAGUCAGAGAUUUUCCUCGGGGCGACAUUACUGGGAAGUGGAUGUCAGAGAGUCAGAAUAUUACUGUUUCGGGAUGUGUUAUCCCAGUAUAGAGAGGGGAGGAGGAUGGCAGUCAGGGAUUGGAAAUAAUAAGAAGUCCUGGGGUUUGGGCAGGUAUAUCGGCGAUUAUUAUCUAAUGCAUGAUAAGAAACAGAUCAUCAUAUCUCCCGAUCUCUCCAGUAACAGAGUCAGGAUCUCUGUGGAUUAUGAGGCCGGGCAGCUAAGAUUUGUCAAGGGAUUUGCUGAAAUGUUGACCUUGAUCUGGCGAAGUCUGUCAGACCAACUGGAGGAUCCAGAAAACCCAGAGAGUCCGUCCAGUAACAAUGGACUCCGAAAUGGCCCUGUUGACGCCAGUCAAGAUGGUUUAGGGGUGGUUCUAUGUCAAGAGCAUGAUGGCCAUCUACGGCCUGUUGCCUACAUGAGUCAGAACGAGAAGAACUACCCCAUGCACAAACUUGAGUUCCUGGCCUUGAAGUGGGCGGUGGUGGAUAAGCUGAGGGAGUUUGUGAUUAAGAACGACAACAAUCCUUUCACCUACAUCAUCACUACCACCAAUUUGAUGUUCGGACGGUUGGCCCGGCUGCCAGUAGACUUUGACCUCAAGGUAGGAGUGCAGGACCUACAGCCAGAUGACAAGUAUGAUCUGUGUGACCCGAUCAGACACCUCCACACCUUCACCACCACCUUUACUGAGCCCCUCCAUGCCGGGUUAUAUGUAGGAGAAGGUUCUAUAACAAUAUCUGGGGGUGAAAGGCGACGUGAGAAAUAAAAAUAUAACAGAAAAUCUGCCCAAAUCUGCUGACAUCACAGAAAUAUGAAUCUGAUGAUUUUUAACCAUCAGAAUAAUGCAUUCGAUUCAUAUUCCAGAUGUCAUAAAUCUAAAGGUUCCAAACACAACCAAUCACAGCAUUGAAAAAUCUCAGCACAGGGAAGUGUGAUUUAUUCUCUUAUAGUGACAAUAAUAAGAUU
Messenger RNA from Rana temporaria (common frog), 2291 nucleotides. Its product is annotated as tripartite motif-containing protein 60-like. Gene Ontology annotation, molecular function: protein binding; zinc ion binding. Bases 88 to 2091 code for a protein of 667 amino acids. The record is from RefSeq and is a predicted model, not a curated record. The transcript is spliced from 5 exons. NCBI's taxonomy places the organism in Eukaryota, Metazoa, Chordata, Amphibia, Anura, Ranidae.